Molecule: messenger RNA, 2425 nt
Organism: Neurospora crassa OR74A
Lineage: Eukaryota; Fungi; Ascomycota; Sordariomycetes; Sordariales; Sordariaceae
Product: exocyst complex component EXO84
Exons: 5
Coding region: 249-2300 (683 amino acids)
Biological process (GO): intracellular protein localization; Golgi to plasma membrane transport; exocytosis
Cellular component (GO): exocyst
Source: RefSeq, a predicted model, not a curated record
AUCAGCCUGGAGGUUGUCACUUGUCUGCUUCCAUGUCACUUUUGAAGCUAUCAACAACCACAGUCAAUAAUCUGGUGGCGUGUUGUUCCGCGACCCUCUGCCCUCACACUCGCUGACACCUCGCCAGUACCUGUCUGUCGCAGCGUGUUUAGCCGUGCGAUAGCUCCGACGACACAACAACGACAACUUGACCUCUUCCUUCGAGUCUCAUGUUCGGAGCGGGCGAUUAAGGACUAGCGACCACCAUCAUGUCCGAAGAACGAUCCAAGAUAUCGCUGAGAAGCGGCGGCAAGCGGAAGAACCGCCCAACCAUUAGCGCUCCCAGGCAGAUUUCGGCUCCGAUACCACAGGACAAUGGCAUGCCUCAACCCCCUCCGGAGGCUACAAUGGCCGACGAACCACGCAUGACGCGACCACGGCCUCCGCCCCCGGGCGGCAAGACAUCAGAUUUGGUUAAGAAGCGGUAUUCGACUCGCUUCGGUAAUAUGCCAACCGACUUUGACCCGUCUUCGAAUCCGAUGCCUGCUCUUCCGGACCUCGAAAAGUACAUGCAAGCACAGGUCGGCUCCCCGCCAUCUAGAGGAGGAGAUGCUGGAGGACUUGGACCCAUGGGAAGGGAACCACCUAGGGUGGACAUACGGACCCUGAGAGACCCUAACUUUGCUCCUGAGCAGUAUGUGGCCGAGGUUCUCGGUGAAGCGACCGAAGACGAGAUACGGGACUACGAGGACGCCCUGAAACAGCUCAAGGCUCGAGCAGCUGCCGACCUUCAGCAAAAUGUCUACCAGAACCGCACGCAGUUUAUCAAGAUCAGCAAGGAGGCCGAGAAGCUCAAGGGGGAGAUGCGCACUCUCCGCAACCUCAUGUUGGAACUUAAGACGAACACUACCGCCCUUCGAGCUUCCUCCAAUAGUGCCGAUAGUUCGGGGAGUUUGGGACCCGAGUUUUCGACAGGAUUGAGCAAGAGAGACAGGCGAAGCUCCAUCACUGACCGAACUGCCUUGUGGAGCGCUCAGAUGCAAGCUCUAUACAAAAGUGUCGAAGGAUCACAAAAGUUCUUACCCAAUUCCCAAGGCCGCCAUGUUGUUCAAAAUGCAGGCCCAUGGAUUGAACUAGAUAACGCCACCUACAAGUCGAGGCGCUCCAUGCAAAUCUUCUUGCUCAAUGAUCACUUGCUGAUUGCGUCGCGCAAGAAGAGAAAGAUCGACGGUCCUGGAGCGGAUGCACGGGGCCCCAUGACGAAGCUCGUUGCUGACCGGUGCUGGCAUCUCUUGGACGUUGAAGUUGUUGACAUGGCUGGAACCGGAGACUCGUCAAAUGGCCGUAAUAAGCUUGCUGAUGCGAUUAUGGUCAGAGGUGGCGGUCAGAACGAGUCCUUCAUUUACAGAACCGAGAAGCCCGAGGACCCCGAGAAGACAACCUUGAUUCUAAAUAUCCGCAAGACGGUGGAGGAACUACGCAGGAACCUUCAAUCAGAACGAGAUGCGACUAAUAAGGCAAAAGAAACGAUCAACUACUUUGCCUCACGCGAUCCGGGUCUGCUCCAAAAGACAGAGCUUCUGGAGACUCUUUCCGAUAUCAAGGACAUGCUCAUCGAGGUCGAUGGGAAACAACAGAACCUGCGUUGGGUGGAGAGCCAAAUGGACGAACUGGACAUCAACAUUGCCCUUCAGCAAAUCGAGCCAGCCGUUGCGCGAAUCGAGAUGUUGAAAAACCUCGCCUCCGGUCUGAAGAACAACAUGAUCGCACAGGACUUUAUCUCGUUCAAAGUGGAUGAGAGAUGCGCCAGGCUUGCAACUUUGGUUGUCCGUGAGCUCGUGAACAGCCAUAAUGAUCAGAAAAAGACCAAAAGGAACGUGACGUGGUUGGUCAGGUUGGGAUUUGAGGAUAGAGCGCGGGAGGCCUACCUCGAGGCCCGAAGUGAGGUCAUUCAAAAGCGAUCAAGGCAAUGCAUAUUCCAGGGAGAUCUGCACCUGUAUAUCUGGGAAAUUUCAUUCGUUUACUUUAUGGUUAUACGGAAUACGGUCAUUUGCUUUCAGAGUUGCUUCCCACCACCUAUGAUGAGUGCCUGCGUGAAGUGGGCCAAAGAGGAAGUCGACGCCUUCAACGUCAUCCUAGCUAGACAGCUCAGCAGUGCGGAGGAGGGCGGCGAGGUAUGGACCGAGUGUGUGAACAGGGCAAAGGAGCACGCGAGCAUGCUCUCUGACGUUGGACUUGACUUUCGGAACCUGGUUGGGCGGAAUGUUGGUACAUCUACUACAGUGCCUGGUGGCGCUUCGGCUGGGCUGGGUCUGUCCUGAGCCGUGAUGAACCCAAGCUGCAAAGACAGAGGAUCUACUGAAGUGAUAUUGGAGAUACAUAUAUAAAGAGCAAGUUAAAGUAAUGAUAGUAUAUCAAUGAUGAGGCAAGCAUGGGCAUUGGUACG